Messenger RNA from Frankliniella occidentalis (western flower thrips), 2662 nucleotides. RefSeq names its product aromatic-L-amino-acid decarboxylase-like. The coding region runs from base 201 to 2228 and encodes 675 amino acids. The transcript has 8 exons. Gene Ontology annotation, biological process: amino acid metabolic process. Lineage: Eukaryota; Metazoa; Arthropoda; Insecta; Thysanoptera; Thripidae. Gene Ontology annotation, molecular function: carboxy-lyase activity; pyridoxal phosphate binding. The record is from RefSeq and is a predicted model, not a curated record.
CUACAGACGCGCGGUGAGAGAGAGGGAGCUCAGGAGUCGAGUCGAGUCGCGCCCAGCGGAGAACGAUUCGAGCCGGGCCAGUGUGCGCGUGCGUGCGCGUGUGUGUGUGUGUGUGUCGGGGCAAUCAGAAGGGAGAGGGACGAGGACCGCGAUACCUUAUUGUGGACGUAGGGAAGGUUAACAACACAUACAUACGCACGAUGGACGCCGCCGAGUUCCGAGUGCGCGGCCAGGAGAUGGUGGAGUACAUCUGCAGCUACAUGGAGGGCGUCGGCAAGCGCCGCGUCACGUCCGACGUGGAGCCCGGCUACCUGCGGCCGCUGCUGCCCGCCGAGGCGCCGCAGCAGCCCGACUCCUGGGACCAGAUCUUCGCCGACGUCGAGUCGAAAAUCAUGCCCGGCAUCACCCACUGGCAGCACCCCCAAUUCCACGCCUACUUUCCGUCGGGAAACUCGUACCCCUCGAUUCUCGGCGACAUGCUCUCAGACGCCAUCGGCUGCAUCGGCUUCUCCUGGGCCGCCAGCCCCGCCUGCACGGAGCUCGAGACGAUCGUCACUGACUGGUUGGGCAAGUCGUUGGGGCUCCCGGACGACUUCCUGAGCAGCGGUUCCGGCGGCGGCGUCAUCCAGGGCUCGGCCAGCGAGUGCAUCCUGGUGUCCAUGCUGGCGGCCAGGGCUCACACCAUCCGCAGGCUGCGGCGGGCCGAGCGGCCGCCGGGGUCGCCGACGACCACCAUCGAGGCCUUGCUGGACGAGGGCGACGGCCUGCUCGACGACGAGCAGGUGGGCGAGGAGACGGCCACCGACAGCACCUACCUGCCGCGGCUGGUCGCCUACUGCUCCAAGGAGUCGCACUCGUGCGUCGAGAAGGCGGCCCGGAUCGCCCUGGUGAGGCUGCGCAUCCUGGAGCCCGACGAGCACAGCUCGCUGCGCGGCGCCACGCUGGCCAAGGCCAUGGACGACGACAUCCGCCGCGGCCUCGUGCCCUUCUUCGUGUCCACCACGCUCGGCACCACGUCGUGCUGCUCGUUCGACAACCUCGUCGAGAUCGGCCCCGUGGUGCGGCGCCACCAGGACGUCUGGCUGCACGUGGACGGCGCGUACGCCGGCAACGGCUUCAUCUGCCCCGAGCUGCGCGAGCACAUGAAGGGCAUCCAGUACGCCGACUCCUUCAACACCAACCCCAACAAGUGGCUGCUCACCUCCUUCGACUGCUCGUGCCUGUGGGUGCGCGACCGGCGCCGCCUCACGGCCGGCCUCAUCGUCGACCCGCUCUACCUGCAGCACUCCAACAUGGACGAGACCAUCGACUACCGACACUGGGGCAUCCCGCUGAGCCGGCGCUUUCGCGCGCUCAAGCUGUGGUUCGUGCUGCGGCGCUACGGCAUCCAGGGCCUGCAGAAGUACGUGCGCAACCACAUCAGGCUGGCCAAGAGCUUUGAGGCGCUGGUCCGCGACGACCAUCGCUUCGAGGUCUGCAAUGACGUCAAGCUGGGCCUGGUGUGCUUCCGGCUUCGCGGCACGGACCGCCUCAACCAGCAGCUGCUGGCCACCAUCAACGCCUCGGGCAAGCUGCACAUGAUCCCGUCCAUGGUGCGGGGCAAGUACGUGCUCCGCUUCUGUGUCGUGGCGGAGAGCGCAUGCGACGCCGACAUAGAGCACGCCUGGGAGGUCAUUUCGGAGCACGCCACGGACCUGCUGGACGAGGUGCCGCUCUCGCCGGUCAUCCGCAAGCCCGUCACGCCCACCGAGCUCAAGGAGAAGCUCUCCCUCAAGCGCACGCUUUCGCGCCGGCUCUCCUUCGUGCGCUCCGUGUCGCGCGUGCAGUACCAGCGCUCGCUCUCCCGGACCUCCCUGUACGACGGCGCCACCCCCAUCACCGUCCCGGAGGACGACCUCCACGACGACCUGGACGAGUUCGGCUCCAGCCCCGGCAGCGGGCUGGGCGGCGGCGCGCCGGCGGUCGGCAGCCCCCGGAGCCCGCUGACGCUGAGCGGGCUGAGCCACGGGCUGGGCGCGCUCAGCGGCCUGGGCGCCUCCUUCCAGUGCGGCACCCCGACCAUCACCGAGAGCGACGAGGACCCCUUCAGGCUGGCCCUGGAGCAGCAGCGGCAGCAGCAGGACGGCGCCGAGCAGGGGGAGCAGGAGGCGAUGCCGGCCGUGGUCAAGGCCAAGAAGGCCUUCAGCACGGGGCUGCUGGGCGGGAGGACCGCCGUGAAGAACGCGUAGCGUGUCGCCUGCCGGGCCACAAUGUGGCCAUACGUGGGGGGACCACGCCGCCCGGCGGACAAACCCACCUGGAGCCCAGUGUAAACCAGUGGCGUCAUCCGGUGACAGCGGGCUUCCCGAACACCGGAACCAACGACCGUUUCACGGGUGAUAGAGUUAAGUUCCAUUAUUUAUUUUUCUACACGUGUUCCAUGCGAUAUACAUAUUUGUGAUAUGAACGACGCAGAGCUGCGCUUUGUGUUUUAUUGUCGAUGAUAGAUAGGACCUUAGGAUGUUUUGCUUGUUUGCGUUGAUCGCGUCAAAAAACUAGUAUCUCUUCCUCUCUCAAGAAACAACGUGCACUCCAGCACGGGUUUAAUAAUAGCAAGUACAAAACAAAGAAGUCGAUGUAUUUAUUUUAUUGAUAUGUAUUAAAUUAGCUUUUCAUCCUUUCA